AUGGCAUCAACGUGGAUGCAAGAUGUCGACGAGAUGGCGGAUGAAAGUGGAAAACGUCGGCUAUCUGGGCGGAUUCAUAUUCUCGGAGUUGGAAACAUCGGCACCUUUGUUGCUCACUCGCUGGCAAGUCGGCCAUCCCCGCCGCCCAUCACUCUUCUUAUGCACAGCCCGGAGGUAUACGAGGUUUUUCGGAAGCGAAGGCAGACCUUGGCCAUCGAUAGCAUCGGAUUAGAUGAUAACAAAACUGGGUUUGACGUCAAUGUGCUGUCCGAAGGGGUCUGGCAUUCAAGACCCUACAUGAACACAGAAGAAGAAGUGCCGGAGGAUGGGCAAACUGUCUCUGGGAGUUUGGCUGACAGCGAACCGCAAUUCACGCCAGUUGAAGGGGAAGCCGAGGAGAUUGAAUGCUUGAUAAUCUCUGUCAAAGCCCCUGCAACUGUAUCCGCCCUGCAGACUGUCCGUCAUCGAUUGACGCCGGACUCUACCGUGUUGUUUAUUCAGAAUGGGAUGGGCAUCAUCGAAGCAGUUAAUGAGCACGUUUUUCCCGAUCCUAGGCAACGUCCGAACUACAUGCUUGGCAUCAUCAGCCAUGGCCUUGCCCAGCGAAGUGGCAGAUUUCACGUCACUCACACCGGGGUGGGCACAACGAUUCUAGGUCCCGUACCGCCACAAAACUCUGGCAAGUUGGGAUCAAAUAGCGAAGAACCAGACUGGGCCCCUAGCACAAAGUACUUACUGCGCACAUUGACGCUCACGCCAGCCCUAGUUGCUGUUGCCGAGUCUCCUUCUUCAAUUAUGCUGUACCAGCUGGAAAAGCUAGCGAUGAAUUCCGUCAUCAACCCACUGACUGCAUUGAUGGACUGCCGAAAUGGCGAACUAUUGUACAACUACAGCUUCACUCGUGUGAUGAGGUUACUCCUUCUAGAGAUCUCUAGUGUGAUCUGCAGUCUACCUGAACUACAGGGUAUUCCUGGAAUCGAGAGUCGUUUCUCCCCGGAGCGGUUGCGCUGGAUGGUUACGCAGCUUGCGAACAAAACAGCAAAGAACCAUAGCUCCAUGUUACAGGAUGUUCGAGCCAACAAGACGACGGAGAUUGAGUUUUUGAACGGAUAUAUCGUGCGGAGGGGCGAGGAGCUCGGCCAGAAAUGCGUGGUUAAUUACAUGAUCAAGCACCUGGUACUUGCAAAGCAGCGAGAAUCUCGCCGGAAAGAAUCCAGUACCAUUCCGAUUGAUAUCCCGGACGAACCAAAGGACAGCAAACUUUGA
Molecule: messenger RNA, 1266 nt
Organism: Aspergillus mulundensis
Lineage: Eukaryota; Fungi; Ascomycota; Eurotiomycetes; Eurotiales; Aspergillaceae
Product: ketopantoate reductase family protein
Exons: 1
Coding region: 1-1266 (421 amino acids)
Biological process (GO): pantothenate biosynthetic process
Cellular component (GO): cytoplasm; mitochondrion
Molecular function (GO): 2-dehydropantoate 2-reductase activity; NADP binding
Source: RefSeq, a predicted model, not a curated record